Molecule: messenger RNA, 1602 nt
Organism: Penicillium chermesinum
Lineage: Eukaryota; Fungi; Ascomycota; Eurotiomycetes; Eurotiales; Aspergillaceae
Exons: 13
Coding region: 1-1602 (533 amino acids)
Biological process (GO): transmembrane transport
Cellular component (GO): membrane
Molecular function (GO): transmembrane transporter activity
Source: RefSeq, a predicted model, not a curated record
AUGGGUGCUCCAGAGAUAACAACGACGCCGGAACUAGGCCUUGCGGAGAGCCAUGGCGGUACGGAGAUUAUCAAGGUGCAGAAUGAAGAUGAAUUACGUUUGGCCCAGAUGGGCCAUAAACAGGAGCUGAAGCGCCAUUUCUCCGUGUGGAGCUUGAUUGGACUGGCGGCCAACUGUACAAUCUCAUGGACAGGUCUGGGGACUGGUCUGAUUACGGCCAUUGAUGCCGGUGGCCCCGGUGCUUUGAUUUACGGCUUCAUUCUCGUGUUUAUUCUUCAGUCUUUUGUUGGCGCAUCCUUGGCGGAGUUUGUGUCUGCCUACCCUGUCGAAGGAGGCAUGUACCACUGGAUCGCAGCCAUUGCUCCUCGGAGAUACAACAGUUUUCUGAGCUUCGCAACUGGCUGGUGUACGGUCUUUGGAUGGAUCUUCACCACUGCCUCCACAAAUCUCAUUUACGCGAUUACCGUCAUGGCUCUGAUCGCACUAUACCAUGACGAUCUUGUGAUCCAGCCUUGGAUGACUUUUGUCGCCUAUCAAAUUCUGAAUAUCGUGACUUCUGGGGUUGUGAUGUUCGGUAAUCGCUUCAUACCAGCGAUUAAUAAGUUUUCUUUGGUGUAUCUGCAGCUCGCCUGGUUUAUCACGAUGGUGACGGUCGUUGCUUCUGCCCCGGUGCAUAACGAUGCUAAAUUCGUAUUCCGAACAUGGAUCAACAAAACUGGCUGGGAUAAUAAUGUGAUGUGUUUUAUCACUGGCCUCGUAAACCCCUUGUACUCCCUCGGGGGGUUAGAUGGUAUUUCGCAUAUCACAGAAGAGAUGCCAAACCCCGGAAGAAACGCCCCACUUGGACUAGCUAUUACAUUAUCGAUUGCCUUCGUCACCGGUAUCGCCUACUUGCUCAGCUUAAUGUUUUCGGUUCAAAACUAUGCCUCUUUGGGCGACACUCAAACCGGCUUGCCACUAGCGGAGAUUUUCCACCAAGCUACCUCCUCAAGAGGGGGCGCGUUCGGACUUGUCUUCAUGGUUUGGAUGGCCCUGGGUCCUUGUGUCAUUGGCUCUCAACUGAGUACUGGCAGAGUGCUUUGGGCUUUUGCCCGUGAUGAUGGCUUGCCUCUUUCCCACAUAUGGGCCCGCGUGCACCCAAGUCUUGGCUCUCCGUUCAAUGCCCAGCUCUUCGUUGGGGUAAUCAUCGCAUUGCUGGGAUGUAUUUAUCUCGGCUCGAGCACGGCAUUCAAUUCGAUGAUGAGCUCGGCUGUGACCAUCAACAACUUUGCCUUCAUUGUGCCAAUUCUGACCAACGUUCUUCUCCGCCGCCGAACAAUGCACAAGGGACCUUUUUCGAUGAACUUUGUCACCGGAAUGACGGUCAAUAUCGUCGCUGUGCUGUGGCUUGUCUUCGCCAUUAUCUUUUUCUCAUUCCCAUAUCAAAUGCCAGUGACAGUAUCAAACAUGAAUUACACCUGCGUGAUCAUCGGUGGCUUCCUUAUAAUCGAAAUGGGUUGGUGGGUCAUCGCGGGUAAACGAUACUCGCGCACAGUCCAGCGAGCCCGGGAGGAAGAGGAGACAAGCAACACGGUGAUUGUUGGCAAAGAGCAAAAGGCUUAA